Bicyclus anynana (squinting bush brown) is the source of this 6418-nucleotide messenger RNA. RefSeq names its product potassium voltage-gated channel protein Shal (gene Shal). Gene Ontology annotation, biological process: protein homooligomerization; potassium ion transmembrane transport. The record is from RefSeq and is a predicted model, not a curated record. Gene Ontology annotation, cellular component: membrane; voltage-gated potassium channel complex. The transcript is spliced from 6 exons. Gene Ontology annotation, molecular function: protein binding; A-type (transient outward) potassium channel activity. The coding region runs from base 17 to 1849 and encodes 610 amino acids. Lineage: Eukaryota; Metazoa; Arthropoda; Insecta; Lepidoptera; Nymphalidae.
GCGCCGAGAGCACGCUAUGGCGUCCGUCGCCGCAUGGCUGCCGUUCGCGCGCGCCGCAGCUAUCGGCUGGGUGCCCAUCGCCACGCACCCGCUCCCUCCGCCGCCUGUACCCAAGGACCGGCGGCGAGCCGAGGACGAGAAACUCCUCAUCAACGUCUCCGGCCGCCGCUUCGAGACCUGGCGCAACACCCUCGAAAAGUACCCCGACUCGCUCCUCGGCUCCACGGAGAGGGAGUUCUUCUACGACGAGGACAGUCGCGAAUACUUCUUCGACAGAGACCCUGACAUAUUCAGACACAUACUCAAUUACUACAGGACUGGUAAACUGCACUACCCCAAACACGAAUGCUUGACUGGCUACGACGAGGAGCUCGCGUUUUUCGGUAUCCUACCAGAUGUUAUAGGCGAUUGUUGUUAUGAAGACUACAGGGACAGAAAACGCGAGAAUGCUGAAAGGCUCAUGGACGAUAAGCUCAGUGAAGCGGGCGACCAGAGUCUGCCCCAGUUGACAGACUUGCGGCAGAAGAUGUGGCGGGCGUUUGAAAACCCCCACACUUCAACUGCCGCCCUAGUAUUUUACUAUGUGACAGGAUUCUUCAUCGCCGUCUCGGUGAUGGCUAACGUUGUCGAAACAGUGCCCUGUGGGCACAGACCCGGUCGGGCGGGGACCCUGCCUUGUGGAGAGAGAUACAAAAUAGUUUUCUUCUGCCUGGACACUGCUUGCGUGAUGAUUUUCACUGCUGAAUACCUCUUGCGACUGUUCGCAGCGCCGGACCGCUGCAAGUUCGUGCGUUCCGUCAUGUCCAUCAUAGACGUUGUGGCAAUCCUGCCGUACUACAUCGGAUUGGGGAUCACCGACAAUGACGACGUGUCGGGAGCCUUCGUGACCUUAAGAGUGUUCAGAGUGUUCCGUAUAUUUAAAUUCUCGCGUCACUCGCAGGGUCUGCGAAUCCUCGGGUACACGCUCAAGUCUUGCGCCAGCGAGUUAGGGUUUCUCGUGUUCUCUCUCGCAAUGGCCAUCAUAAUAUUCGCGACAGUGAUGUUCUACGCGGAGAAGAAUGAGCAGGACACCAACUUCACAUCCAUUCCAGCCGCCUUCUGGUACACCAUAGUCACCAUGACUACACUUGGCUACGGCGACAUGGUCCCGGGCACGAUAGCCGGCAAGAUAGUCGGCGGCGUGUGCUCCCUGUCCGGCGUGCUGGUCAUAGCGCUGCCCGUGCCCGUCAUCGUGUCCAACUUCUCGCGCAUCUACCACCAGAACCAGCGCGCUGACAAGCGGAAGGCGCAGAGGAAAGCCCGCCUCGCGCGUAUCCGUAUCGCCAAGGCCUCGUCCGGGGCUGCCUUCGUGUCAAAGAAGAAGGCCGCUGAAGCGCGCCUCGCUGCCCAGGAGUCAGGGGUCGAGCUGGAUGACGCUGGUCGGGAUGAGGACAUCUUCGAGUUGCAGCAUCACCAUCUGUUGCGAUGUCUGGAACGGACUACGGACCGGGAAUUCGUGGAAAUGGAGAACCCCUACAACGGGGCAGCAAAGCGGCCCGGCUCACCAUCUCCCCUGGCCUCCCCCGCACACUCGAGCAGAGCCCCGGCGUUGCUCGCCUGCUGCGCGAGAUGUGGAUGCUGUCCCCAAAAGUACCAGGUCCUGCUAUUAGACUCGAGUAGGAAACGAGCGCACGGCACUAGGAGGUACACGGCGACGUCGCGGCCCUCCGAAACGUCGGUGUCCGCCGCCGCCAGCGAAGACCCCCUACCACAAGCAUGCGGUAAGUACAUUCCAGCAGGCAGCACUGUGCAGGGCAAUCAGACCGGUGUUGCGAUGGACGGGACGUAUCUAGUCGAAGCAUCCUUCUAGGACCCAACAUCUAGCGCUCAUGUUGAGAGCUACGUGUGAACUAUAGUGUGGUUGUGUUACACACAAUUUCCAAUAUCCAGGACACCCAAAAGACAGUGCGAAAAUAAUUACUAGGAUAUUGUAUUAUCUUAUAUAAUCUUAACACGAUACUGCCUAAAUAUAAACACUUUGUACGAAAUUGAACUUACAAUGGCUCAAUGCUCCGAAUCCCAAAACUCGGUCUAGCGCUAUAAUAAUUAUUUAAAGCCGCGUUUCCACUACAAAAUAUUCAGUGUGUUCAAGAAACAAAAUCUUGUAUAUAAAUAUUUUGUUUCUUAAUCAUACUGAAUAUUUCUAAAUCUGGAUUACAUAAAAAAUGCGUGUGUUAUUUAAAAUUAUAUUGAUUUUUGUAAUGUAAAUUUAGAAACCACCACCCAAAAAUCAAUUAAUAUAAAAUCCGUGUGGUUUUUGCAUAUUUUUCAGCAGCUUUGUGGGAUAAAAGUUUAAAGGUAUUUACAGUUAAAAAUAAUAAUAAUUGGUGUGCUACUGUGAAGUGUGUUUUUAACUCUUGGAAAUAUCGACGCCUGAGUAAACGUACAAUUUCGUACUAAGGAUACAAAUGUAAUAUGUGUAUUGAGAGUUUGAUGAACAGUUCUUACCAAAGGUUUUGUACCAUGCAGAUGUCGGUUUCGAGGAAAUUUUCUUUAUUUCGAAGUGCCCUUGUAACUUCUACAAUAUUUAUUAAAUAUAUUGCUGUUUCGGUUUAGAGGAUAUGUUUGUUAUUAGAAAAUGUGUAGGGUGAUAUAUUCCUAAUGUGAAUUGCCAAAAGUAACCUGCUCGAUCAAUAAAAAACCCUAGCUCAUUGAAAUUCGAUAAAUAGGUUGUUUGUUUUUUCUCUCGAAACUUUAAGACAUUUGCAAUGUGUAAAAUCUGUGUAAUAUUUGACAAUGAACCUCUUUUACUGGGAAUAAAACUUAUCCCGUUUGUGGUUUCUUUGUAGUUAUUAAAAACAGUAUUAGUAAGAUUUUUAAUGUUAAAAACUUAUAUGAUUGGCUCGAAUCUCGCGAGACUACGCAACGUAUUCAUUAGUAAACAUUUUGAGAAUCAGAAUCAGAUUCAAAAUUCGGAUUAGUUAGGGGACUUUAUAUUAAUGAAAAGUCAAAAAAAUAAUUGUUUUAGUUAUCAUCGUAAUGAUCCGCUGAUGUUUACCAAUGAAUACGCGACCUUAUAGAUUUUCCGCUUCCGAAAAUCUUUAAUGAAAAAAGACAAAUUAGUUUUUCAAAUUACACUCUAGUCAAUAGUCGGAAUCAUAUCAGUAUCAGUAACAGGAAAUGAAAUUAAAAUUAAGGUGGAAACAUACUUGCAACAUGCCACUCGACACGUGUUUCACGCUAAGGUUUCAGCAGCUUUGUGGAUUUGAAGCUAAUAAUAAUGAAUCUUUUCAAAAUGCAUUCCAUUAGUCUUAUUAAAAUUUAUAACAAUUUAGGAGGAGAAUAAGGAAUGAUAAUAAAAAAGAAAUAGUAAGAAAGGAGAACUGUUUUUAGCACAUCAACUUUCAGGUUAAGAAAUUAAACAAACUCUUAUAAAUCAGCCUAAUUUGACACUAAUAUGUCGUUCUUACUCACGUGUAUUGAGUGGUAUGUUACAAAAUAUGUUUUGCCGCCAAUACUUGUAGCUAUUUCUUUAAAUUUUGUUAAAGUUCACUAGGUCACUAGUGCCUUCGACUUAUGCAAAGGGAAUAUAUAGCUGGGCGUAUGCUAUAUAGGCUUAACAUGUAGUAUGAAUUUAUUACUGUGAAACCUGCAGCUCUAAAACUUGCUAACCCUAGCAGACACAGCACAUUUACUGUUGCAGAGUGCCAGUAUAGUUACGAGCAUUUUGCUGUAUGUGAUAAUACGAGGUAAACUUACACUAUUACAAUUUUUAUAGUCCCUGUAUACCCAGGCUCAAUAAAACACAGCUUUUCGUAAACGUCUUAUUUCUUGGAGACAUGUGUGGUGACCGUUUCUCAGUUGGAGGAAGAGUCGUUAGUUUUCAAAUUAGCUGUCAGUUAGUGACGUCUUGGUUUUAAUGUCAGUGAGUGACGUUUACUGUCACCACACGUGUUCCUUUUCACCCUUUAUUUAAACUCAGAUAAACAACAACAUUAUGUGAAAAUAAUUCGCGUUGUUUAUAGACCCCAUCGGUCUGAACUCCUAGCUGAUGUCUGAAUAUCAUUACUCGUUACCGCAUACGUGGUCUCUAUGAAGCAUACGCCCAGUCUUAGGCCACGUAUUCAUUACUAUACUAAUAUAUUUUCAUUGUGUAUUUAUUACAAAGUGUCAAGAAUGAUUAUACAACUAGCCCAGGAUAUGUGGAGCAUUUUUACCAUUGAUUACUAUCAAGCUAAUUUUCCGUGGGUAGCUUGAUCUUGAUGCUCAUCUUUGUUAUUGACGAAAAUUCUUAUUUCUGGUAACUUGGGUUACCAGGUAAUAAAAAUUUCAGAGCGUCGGAAAGAGAUAAUGUACCACACAAUUUGUAGGACAUUGUGGCUGUUGAGUAAUAUAACUAUUAAUUAAGCAACAGUUAAAAAAACAGCUGACUAGUAACAACUUUCUACUAAUAAAUUGUAAAAAAUGCUCCACGGAUCCUGUGCUAAGCACAAAUACCAUUGUUUCUAAAAUGUGAUGACAAUGUUUGCGAAACUUGUUUCAGAAACAUGUGUGAGUUAUUUAUAAAACAUUUGUAUUUGUAUAUUAGCGAAUACGUGGCAGACUGUUGCUCUGUGUUAGUGAAUAAUAGAAAAUAGAUAUUCUUAUACUUAAUGAAAUUGUUAUGAUUUAUAAUGGAGAGGUAAGCAAUGUCGGCACGUAGCAAAUAACGCUGCCCCUGAUUAUCAAUUUGUAUGCAGCAUUUGCAUGUAAUAUUAUAAGGAUUAAUGUACAUCGUGUAUUAGUAUUUAGAACGGACUUUACUAAAAUAAGGUUCAUAAUAUUGGACCACAAGCUUUUCAUCAAAAUCAAUCAAUGGUUAUCACUUAUAACCGUAGAAGACAUUCAAAAAAGUGAUUUGGUUUUGAUGAUGGCUAAAAAUAUAAAUAUUUGAUGAUAUCUGUUAUAUAAAUAUGAUAUUGCUACGUGCCAUUAAUUGCUGUACAUUGCGAAGUGUCGUCAACUAUUUCUAAAAGUGGCUGAAGAAAAUUUGCAAUGAAUUUUAAACAAUGAAACUUUAUGGAUGGUUUGAAUAGUAGACUUAAUACUAGGUGUGGACAUCUUAUGAUUGCAAUAGAUAAAUGGACGUUAUUGUAAAGAUAGAUGAAUUUAUGUGGUUUAAUAUAGAUAUUUAUUUGAUAAUAAAGAUAAAAUGUUAAAUUAUAGAUGUAAGUGUAAUGUUAAUAUUAGAUAUGUGAGUGUCUAAUGCAUUGGAUGCAUGUUUGAGUAGAGGAAAUGAUUUUCAUUGACGGAGUAAGACUGCUAAAGUUACAGUACGAAUUUUAAGUAUACAUUAAUAAGGUAUACAAAUAUUUAAAAUAUUACUCUGUGUUUAUAAUAUAAUAAAUCGCGUAUUAUAAAUUAUGUAUAAUACACGAUUUAUUUUUUAUUAUAAAAAAAACACAAAUGUUUCAAAAACAAAAAUAUUUCCUAUCCUAAACUAAUUAAAAUUAUCUGAUUUUUUUUUUGGUUUUUUAAGUAUAUUAAUGAUAAAAAUUAAAUGUUUAAUAUCGUAUAUCUGUAUGUCGGUUAAAAAUAAUUAAAUGUAUUAAUAAUAACGUAUUUUGUAAAUAUUUAUUUUUGUUUACAGUUCUUUACUUCGUCAAUAGAAAACUUGAAUAAUACUUAUUUUGUAGUUAUUUAUAUAAACCGAAUUCGAUGUUAAAAUAUCUCUUCCAAAAUAUGCCACAUGUUUCUAUUAAAAGUUUAAUAAAUAAAAUAUUCAAUAAUUUUUUGGGUAAUUAAUAAAAAAAAAAUUAAAUAUUUAAGAAAUCAGUCAGUAGUUAGUAAUUGAUCUCUAACUUCAUUGUAAAUUAAUAAUUCCCUAAGUACUUGUGUGCUGUAUUUGCAUUAAAUUUGUGGGAUAUUUUUAAAAGUAAUUUUAACAUUAAUAGGUACUUAACUAUUCUUUCAAUAGGUAUUUUUAAAUUUAUUAAAAUUUCUUUUGUUAUGUGUGUGCGCGUACUUUUUUUCCAUGUAACAUUUAUGCCGUUUAUACAGUAUGAAUGGCUUGAUGUGACAAAAUUAGACAAUAGAUUUAAAAAGUCAAUUUUAGUGUCUUUUCCGAUUUCCCUAAGGUAAUAACAUAUUAAAAUAAACGAAUUAUUUAAUUUAUGAAAAUGAAAAUAUAGUUAGCUAUGUGAAUUUAUAUUAUUACAGGUUCCUUUUAUUAUAUUACUGUGUAUUUUUUAUCAAAGAGUAAUAACGGGUCCCUAUAAUAUAGAUAUUUUCCUAUUAAAAAUAUGCUCUCUAUGUUCAGUCACAAAACUUAUUUCAUCAAAUCCUAUUUUUAAUUCCUCCCUGUGAUCUAUGGCUGUUUAAUGUUAUAAUACCAAUUUAUUACCAAUAAUUGUAUUUUAAGUUUAUUAAUAUUCUAUUGUUUCUAUUUGAAAUGUUAUAA